GGUUAGUGGAGGAGCUGUUUCUGUGCGUCGCCUAUACUGUAUGCCACUGCAAACAUUGCUGUCAAAACAUUUCCAACACCUUUCUCUUGUAUGCUGAAGGUGGUGUUCGUUGUCCAGCGAAUUCUGCAGUGCCCGAGGAAUAGGGCGACUCCAGAAAGAGCGAGCCACUAUGGCGUGGCGAGCGGCAAUGGUCCUAAUUGCGUUCCUGGCGCUGGCAGCAGAUCAUCAGUACUGCAGUGGCAAUACAGAGAUGACCUUAAAGGAGCAAUGUGAAACUCGGGACUUUCAGCUCACAACUGCUCCCAGUAACACAUUCGUGGUGCCAAACAAGGCCAACAAAUUCAAUUUCAAUAAGAGGGGAAAGUGUGUUGUUACUUCCAGAUUCAAAUGCAAUUUUGGCUAUGGUUUUACAACAGAUGAUGGAAUGACCUGGGCUCAGAGAAUCAAAUUUGAAUUAGACGGCAGUGACUGGAUUAUCCAGAACGAUUGUAUAAAGAUCACUACUUAUUGCCCAGAGCCAGAUAGUGUGCUGAAUGGAAUACAAGCUGACAGUGACAACAAUGGCCGUGCACUCGGUUCAACACGUACUUUCCGGUGUGAGGAUGGAUACAAGCUGAAAGCUGGAAAUACUGCUUCCAUCAGAUGUACUGAAAACAUGUCCAGAACAGGGCUCUGGACACAGCUUCCUGUGUGUGAAGGGAUAACAUGUGAAAAUCCUGGUCAACCUACCAAUGGUCAAGCUACAAAUACAGGAUUUGACUUUGGAAAGACUGUAAGAUACACUUGUAACCAAGGUUAUGAGAUGGAGAACAUACCAAGUGGUGUACUCACAGUGGCAUGUAAAGGAACUGGACUAUGGUCUCAAGCCAAACCUACAUGUCAACAGAUCACUACUUAUUGCCCAGAGCCAGAUAGUGUGCUGAAUGGAAUACAAGCUGACAGUGACAACAAUGGCCGUGCACUCGGUUCAACACGUACUUUCCGGUGUGAGGAUGGAUACAAGCUGAAAGCUGGAAAUACUGCUUCCAUCAGAUGUACUGAAAACAUGUCCAGAACAGGGCUCUGGACACAGCUUCCUGUGUGUGAAGGGAUAACAUGUGAAAAUCCUGGUCAACCUGCGAAUGGUCAAGCUACAAAUACAGGAUUUGACUUUGGAAAGACUGUAAGAUACACUUGUAACCAAGGUUAUGAGAUGAAGAACAUACCAAGUGGUGUACUCACAGUGGCAUGUAAAGGAACUGGACUAUGGUCUCAAGCCAAACCUACAUGUCAACCGGUAACAUGUGGAGAUCCUGGUCAACCUGCCCAUGGUCAAGCUACAAGUACAGGAUUUUAUUUUGGAAAGACUACAGUAUACACUUGUAACCAAGGUUACGAGAUGAAGAACAUACCAAGUGGUCAACUCACAGUGACAUGUACAGCAACUAGACAAUGGUCUCAACCCAAACCUACAUGUCAACCGGUAACAUGUGGAAAUCCUGGUCACCCUGCCAAUGGUCAAGCUACAAAUACAGGAUUUGACUUUGAAAAGACUGUGAGAUACACCUGCAACCCAGGUUUUAAGAUGCAGAACAUACCAAGUGGUGCACUCACAGUGACAUGUACAGCAACUAGACAAUGGUCUCAACCCAAACCUACCUGUCUACCUCGAAAAUGUCCCACUCCAGGAACACCUGCCUCUGGACGAUAUCAUGUAGUACGGCAAAGGCAAUAUGAUAGUAGACGUCCUUUCCAGUAUGGUGACACUGUUAGAUGGGUGUGUGAGACAGGAUUCACAGGGAAUACCAGUGCUGAUUGUCGAGCAGAUGGUAGAUGGAGCAAGAACACACCGACCUGUACACGUAUAAGUUGUCAAGACCAAGGACAGCUUGCCAAUGGAUAUAGCACAUCGACAGGUCAACAAUUUGGUAGUACAGUAACAUAUCAAUGUCAUACAGGCUUCUACAUGGUGGGUUCUGUAACUGCACAAUGCAUGGUCAACAAAAUGUGGUCUCAUAAUAAACCCACUUGUUUACCCCGGACAUGUCCUGAUCCAGGCAGUCCUACAUUUGGCAGCUUCUCUGUUCAAAAGGGAAUACGGCGUGCCAGUCUGACACCCUACCUGUACAACGACACUGUCACAUGGACAUGUGAUAUCGGCUAUUCUGCAACUGGACCUACUACUGCUGUGUGUCAGGCUACUCAAACAUGGAGUAACAACCGCCCAGGCUGCCAAAGGAUAACAUGUGGAAAUCCUGGUCGACCUGAAAAUGGCCAGGUUACGUCUAACGGAUUUGAUUAUGGAAAGACUGUAAGAUACGCCUGUAACAGAGGUUAUAAGAUGCAGAACAUACCAAGUGGUGUACUCACAGUGACAUGUACAGCAACUAGACAAUGGUCUCAAGGCAAACCUACAUGUCUACCCCGCCAAUGUCCCAUUCCAGGAACACCAACAUCUGGACAGUAUUAUGUAGAACGGCUAGGACAGAGUCUCUGGAAAGGUCCUUUCCAAUAUGAUGACAUUGUUAGAUGGGUGUGUGAUACAGGAUUCACAGGGAAUACCAAUGCGGCAUGUCGAGCAGAUAGUACAUGGAGCAAGAACACACCAACCUGCACACGUAUAAGUUGUCAAGACCAAAGGCAGCUCACCAAUGGAGAUAGCACAUCGACAGGCCAACAAUUUGGUAGUACAGUAACAUAUCGAUGUCAUACAGGCUUCUACAUGGUGGGUUCUGUUACUGCACAAUGCAUGUCCAACAAAAGGUGGUCUCAUAAUACACCCACUUGUUUACCCCGGACAUGUCCUGAUCCAGUCAGUCCUUCAUUUGGUCACACCUAUUUUCGAAAGGGAAUACAGCGUGCCAGUCUGAGACCCUACCUGUACAACGACACUGUCACAUGGAUAUGUAAUAUCGGCUAUUCUGCAACUGGACCUACUACUGCUGUGUGUCAGGCUACUCAAACAUGGAGUAACAACCGCCCAGACUGCCAAAGGAUAACAUGUGGAGAUCCUGGUCGACCUGAAAAUGGCCGGGCUACAACUGACGGAUUUGAUUAUGGAAAGAGAAUAGUAUACACAUGUGACCUAGGUUAUAAGAUGCAGAACAUACCAGAUAAUACGCUCAUAGUGGAAUGUGAAGAAACUGGACAAUGGUCUCAACCCCAACCGACAUGUCUACCCCGUCAAUGUCCUGUACCAGGAACACCAACAUCUGGACAGUAUUAUGUAUACCGGCAAAGAUACCGGCAAAGGCAAUAUGUCAGGAGAGGUCCUUUCCAAUAUGGUGACAUUGUUAAAUGGGUGUGUGAUACAGGAUUCACAGGGAAUACCAGUGCUGAUUGUCGAGCAGAUGGUACAUGGAGCAAGAACACACCAACCUGUACACGUAUAAGCUGUCCUGACCCUAGUGCACCUACCAAUGGUGACUACACAGUGACUGGCUUGAAGUACGAGGAUACAGUUACGUACACCUGCAGACUUGGCUACGACAUGCAAAAUCAUCCAAAUUCUUCUCUUACCGGGGUGUGUAUGGCCAAUAUGAUGUGGUCCCGCACAAAACCCACAUGCGAGAACAUUCGACGCAAUUCAAGCAGUGCAAAGCUUGUUACUCGGAUAAAACAAGAGGUCCUCAGCACAUAUGGGAGCAUCCUCCAGGCAUUAUCGGAUCUUCAAGUCGUUGUGACCAAUUCUGCUCAGAAAAUGCUAUCAUGGAGCUAGACAUAACCUUGCAUUGCCCUGCAAGCCAUCUCUGAAACGUUUGAAUAUUUUCGGAGCAAUGUCACAGUCCCAUCUGCCACCCAUAGCACUCUCCAGAGUGUAUCAGUCUAUGCACAGUAGUCGCACGUCACCGCAUAAUCCAUGCACAGUAGUCGCACGUCACCGCAUAAUCCAUGCACAGUAGUCGCACGUCACCGCAUAAUCCAUGCACAGUAGUCGCACGUCACCGCAUAAUCCAUGCACAGUAGUCGCACGUCACCGCAUAAUCCAUGCACAGUAGUCGCACGUCACCGCAUAAUCCAUGCACAGUAGUGGCACAUCACCGCAUAAUCCAUGCACAGUAGCCUAUACACUGUAACCACACUCCAUCCUAUGACGGUCUACACAGCAUAUUCUUAGUUUUGCUUGUAUCAUGUGAGUGCACAAUGUCUGCUCAUAGUCUCACACCAGCAAACACACUACAGUAGCUUCAUUAGAAGAAAAAAAGAUAAUAUACACAAUCGGGGUUUUUUUCUUCCAUUUCUAAAAGCUAUUCACUUUAUUUCAAUUUCGCACCACUCUCGCAGAAUCUCAAAACCUUCAACGGUGUUUAGUUUUAGCCUGCCUAUUCUUAUGAAUAUGUUUGCUUCAUUUUGAUUUCGUUUUCUAUCGUUUGAGGCGGUGCAAUUCGUAUAUCUUGUGUUGAAACUGCUGUCGUUUGUUUCUUUGCA
Molecule: messenger RNA, 4407 nt
Organism: Sycon ciliatum
Lineage: Eukaryota; Metazoa; Porifera; Calcarea; Leucosolenida; Sycettidae
Product: CUB and sushi domain-containing protein 3-like
Exons: 20
Coding region: 170-3697 (1175 amino acids)
Source: RefSeq, a predicted model, not a curated record